Sporisorium graminicola is the source of this 2019-nucleotide messenger RNA. RefSeq lists its product as uncharacterized. Gene Ontology annotation, cellular component: nucleus. The transcript has a single exon. The record is from RefSeq and is a predicted model, not a curated record. The coding region runs from base 1 to 2019 and encodes 672 amino acids. Gene Ontology annotation, molecular function: RNA binding; RNA helicase activity; ATP binding. Lineage: Eukaryota; Fungi; Basidiomycota; Ustilaginomycetes; Ustilaginales; Ustilaginaceae.
AUGACUUACGAAAACAACACACAUCAGCAGAACGGUGCUGGCGCCGCCGGAAUUGAGUCCAGGUUCGCCAACAUGUCUGUCCAGAACGGCGCCGCUGGCGGUGCUCCUCGCAAGGCCUACGUCCCACCUCACCUUCGUGGCCAGCCGCAGUCGGAGCAGGCCGCUUCGCUCAACUCUUCCGCUGCUACGUUCAGCCCUCGUGCUCCUGCCGCCUUCAACAGCAACGGCCACGACAAUGGCCCCCCUGCCGCUCCUGCCGCCUUCAGCAGCUUCAACCGUGGCGGCCCUCGUGGCGGCGCCGGUGGUUGGGAUACCCCUUCCUCUGGUGGCGGCUACGGUGGUGCCCGCGCGGGCGGUGGUGGCUACGGCGCCGGCCCCCGCAGCGACGGCUUCGGUCAGUGGAAGGACGGCCAGCACGUUCCCGGCCCGCACAACGCUCGUCUGCAGAAGGAGCUCUUUGGCGAGGCCGGCGACGGUCUCCACCAGAGCACCGGUAUCAACUUUGACAAGUACGGUGACAUUCCCGUCGAGGCCAGCGGCCGUGACGUUCCGGACCCUGUCACUGAGUUCACGUCGCCUCCUGUCGAUGCCCACCUGCUCGAGAACAUCAAGCUUGCCCGCUACACCCACCCCACCCCCGUUCAGAAGUACUCGAUCCCCAUCGUUGAACUCGGCCGUGACUUGAUGGGCUGUGCCCAGACUGGUUCCGGUAAGACGGGUGGUUUCUUGUUCCCCAUCCUGUCGGCCCUCUUCACUCACGGUCCUCCUCCCCCCUCGCCCGAGAUGGCCCAGGGUGGGUACGGCCGCAGAAAGGCGUUCCCCAGCACGCUCAUCCUGGCUCCUACUCGUGAGCUUGUCUCGCAGAUUUACGACGAGGCUCGCAAGUUCACCUACCGAUCUUGGGUCAAGCCUGCCGUCGUCUACGGUGGUGCCGACAUUGGCUCUCAGCUCCGCCAGAUCGAGCGCGGUUGCGAUCUUCUCGCCGCUACCCCCGGUCGUCUCGUCGACCUGAUGGAGCGUGGCCGCAUCAGCCUCAGCAACGUCCGCUUCCUCGUACUCGACGAGGCCGACCGCAUGCUCGACAUGGGUUUCGAGCCCCAGAUCCGUCGCAUCGUCGAGGGUGAGGACAUGCCUGGCGUCAUGGACCGCCAGACGCUCAUGUUCUCUGCCACCUUCCCUCGCGACAUCCAGCUGCUCGCCAAGGACUUCCUCAAGGAGUACGUCUUCCUUUCCGUCGGCCGUGUCGGUUCCACUUCGGAGAACAUCACACAGAAGAUCGAAUAUGUCGAGGACGACGACAAGCGCUCGGUGCUGCUCGACGUGCUCGCCUCGAUGCCCAGCGGCGGUCUCACGCUCAUCUUCGUCGAGACUAAGCGCAUGGCCGACAUGCUCAGCGACUUCCUCCUCCGCUCCAACAUUGCCGCCACCUCGAUCCACGGCGACCGAACGCAGCGCGAGCGCGAGCGUGCCCUUGAGCUCUUCCGAUCGGGCAAGACGCCCAUCAUGGUGGCUACUGCCGUCGCAGCUCGUGGUCUCGAUAUCCCUAACGUCACCCACGUUGUCAACUACGACCUUCCCUCGGACGUCGACGACUACGUCCACCGCAUCGGUCGUACCGGCCGUGCCGGUAACACCGGCCACGCCACCGCCUUCUUCAACCGAGGCAACAAGAACAUUGUGCGCGACCUGCUCGACCUGCUCAAGGAGGCCAACCAGGAGGUGCCCCAGUGGCUCGAGGCCGUGGCCCGCGAGAGCAUGUUCGGCGCGAGCGGUGGUGGAGGACGUGGCGGUCGUGGUCGCGGUCGCGGCCGUGGCGGUGCCUCGUCGUUCGGCAGCCGUGACGCUCGUAGCGUUAACGGACCCUCGUCUGGCGCCGGUCGUGGCUUCGGCGGCGGCUACGGUGGCGGUAUGGGCGGUGGCUACGGUGGUGGCAUUGGCGGUGCUGCUGCCUACGGCGGUCCUCCCCCUGCUUCCAACGGCGGCAGCUACGGCGGCAACUCAGGAGGAUCGUGGUGGUAA